Messenger RNA from Haliotis rubra (blacklip abalone), 3549 nucleotides. Its product is annotated as O-acyltransferase like protein-like. The record is from RefSeq and is a predicted model, not a curated record. NCBI's taxonomy places the organism in Eukaryota, Metazoa, Mollusca, Gastropoda, Lepetellida, Haliotidae. Gene Ontology annotation, molecular function: acyltransferase activity, transferring groups other than amino-acyl groups.
UCAUCGUCAUUCAAAGUUGGCCUGGCUCGAUCGGUUUCAGUUUGUGAAACCAUUUCAGGUGGCACAACCAAAACGUUUUCGUUAAAACCAUAUUAAUAUAUUCCUUUACGUAUCAGUAGAACGAGUGUUAUAUGAACCCGGUCAACGGACAACGAAUCCGUCAACCUCUGGACCACCCUGCCGUGCCCAUGGCUGAGUAGUGAUUUGGGAGGGGGCAAAUCACCCACUGUCCUCCAACGUUCGAAUCCACUACAACAUUCAACCCUCCUCAAGCUGAUAAAACACGCCUUCCUAUGUUGACGUAGCCCCAUUCAGAUAACAGUCACACGAAGAAGGGAUGUGUCACUGCUCUUGCACAACUGGUUGUCAGCUGGAUUGUGGACAGUUUAUCAGUACGUAUGUCCUACAUGGAGAGAUAGUUAUCAUAUAGCACGGGUAUAGCACUGAUUCAUACACAUAUGUCAUUAUCGCAUAGACACAAAAGUUGUCCCGCUUAGAGUGAGUGUUUCAUUUGGCUGUGUCUACACAUCGAGAACCAAGUGACUCAGAUAUUGUUUGCUAACUGUGAGCGUGUGCCAAGUCCAAAAAGGGACACACACUAUAAUCAGGUUGUUGUUUCAACCACAAUGUUCAAAAUGCUGCUGUUAGUCACCUUUGUUUGCUGUGUAAGUACGUUAUUGGGUCAAGAGGAUGCGUAUCUUGACAUAGAACGGAACCACAGGCUAUUAAACGGGAAUUUUGAGUCUCAAUUUGUUAAAAACCUAGUCAUAGAUACUGUGUCGAAGAAAUUGUUUAGCAUCGGAGAAAAUGUGGACAUGAAAAGCAAUACCAUUCAAAGAGGGGAGUUUGAUGAAGAGGCUGAGAAUGCUCCCGUGGACGACAACACUCAGGGGGAAGGUAAUCUCCAUCAGAUGCUGGGGAGUCUUCAGGACACACGAGAUGUCUGUAACAACCAUACCCAGAACGUGAUCACUGGUGUUAUGGAAAACAAAGAGUGGGCUCUACAGAUGCUGGAUGCGUUCGGUAAGCCCGGCAGUGGCAUUCUCAAGGGAGAGCUCAAGUGGCUGGGAUCAUUUGAUGAAUGUAUGGGAGUCAUCACCAAUAGGACUGAGGUGGAUUUCGGUGCCACGUAUUGCAGAGCUCUCUUGCUGCCCCCCAAUCAGACUAAUCCUGCAGAUCCAACUCAGCUCGCCAUCACUCUCGGAUUAUGCAUGCCAGACUCCUGUACUGGACAGGACGUCUCCGCCAUCGCCACCGACCUGCUGAUGUCUCAGAACAUAUCCCUGCUGGCGAGUGUCACCUGUUAUGAGAAGGACUUCCCCCUUGACACCGAUGCCAUAGUCGCCAUUGUCAUCUGUUCAAUAUUUGGCUUGCUGGUCAUACUUGGAACCGGAUAUGACGUCAUAUUCAUUCAAAUGCGCAAAGGUAAAUUUGUUAAGUCAAGUGAUAAAUCCACUAGGGCGGCGACACCUGUUAAUGGCAGACAUACAGUUGACUCUGAGAAAGUGCCAUUGCUGUCGGAAUCAACCUCUGUGAGCAUUGAAAAUGCUGAGGCGGUACAAGAAAUUGGACAGGACCGUCGGCCCGACCAAAACACCGCCAGUAAACCACAAGAGCAAACAUCAGAACGUGUCCAUGGAUUCGGUAUCAAACUGUUGUUAUCAUUCUCUGCCUACACAAAUGGGGCCAAGCUUCUGGAUACGAAGCAAGCACCAGGGAGCCUGACAGCCGUACACGGGAUCCGCUUCCUCAGUAUGACCUGGGUUGUACUAGGACAUGCCUUCUCUAGUGUUCUUUCCAUGGCAUCUAAUCUUGCCCCCUUCAUCCAAGAAAGCGUCAGCAGGUGGACCUUCCACGGAAUCCUCAAUGCUCUUGUAUCCGUGGAUACAUUCUUCACAUUAAGUGGGCUGCUGGUCGCCUAUCUCGCCAUGAAGGAGCUGAAGAAAGGACGAGGAAAGCUGAACUGGGCCAUGUUCUACUUCCACAGAUUCUGGAGGCUGACUCCAGUGUACAUGAUGAUGCUGAUGUUUUACACAUGCCUGUUGCACUAUCUGGGAGAUGGACCUGUUUGGCCCCAGACGGGUCUGCAGAAGCAGCAGUGUAGAGACAACUGGUGGACCAACCUUCUUUACAUCAACAACCUCGUCAACAGGAACGACAUGUGUUUCUCGUGGGCCUGGUACCUGGCAAAUGACAUGCAGUUCUUCAUCUUGACACCUCUCAUUCUCAUCCCCCUCUUCUAUUCGGAGAUGCUCGGCAUGAUUGUGAUCGGCAUAUUCCUGGCUGCGACUCUCACGACUGCUGGUUUGAUAUCAAGGCUCGACAACUUACCCCUGGCUUCUUGUACCACGGAGGGAAACCAGGGCCUUGGGUAUUUCGCCGACUACUACAUAACACCCUACUGUCGGAUGGGUCCAUACAUCAUUGGUAUAGCCGCCGGGUAUCUCCUGUACAAAACCAACUGUACACUCCGCCUAAAUAAAAAAGCAGUGCUUGUCGGGUGGGCUCUGGCAGCUGCUUCCGCUCUCGCAGUGCUUUAUGGGCCGUACGAAUCAGCCAAUGGGACGCCGAUGCCGAGUGACGUGUCAGCAUUUUACAACUCGGCUCACAGGACAGUGUGGGGCGCUGCAGUCUGCUGGGUUGUGGUGGCGUGUGCAACAGGGAACGGAGGUUUCGUGAACACGUUAAUGUCCUGGUCUGGUUUUGUGACUCUGAGCCGCCUGACGUACUGCGCCUAUCUCAUUCACCCGAUGGUGAUCAUGUACCAGUACAUGACACAGAGGAGCCCGUUCUUCAUAACCGACGUCAACAUUGUGUUCAACUUUCUGGGAUUCCUCGUGAUUACAUACGGCCUAUCGUUUGUUGUCUCCCUUGUAUUCGAAGCACCAAUGAUGGGCUUGGAGAAGGCACUGUUUAAACGUGAACGACGCAACUGAACUGAAGAUAUCGUUGGUGAACAGUUACUAUGACUUCAUUUAUGCAUGUACAUUGAGUUCUUGGGCGAAUGGUAAUGGCAACAUUAUCUUUCAAAAUGUGCCCUCAUGCUUAAGGUUUUUCGGAAAUAUUCGAUUUAUUUUACACAAUAUCACAAAAUUUAAUGUUUUGCUGUGAAGGAACAUUGUAAAAAUAUUGUAUUCAUGUUCAGAGUUAUCAUUUUGCUGAACAAAGAGAAUCAUCAAUGUUUGUGAGAGUGGAAUUGUCACUGAUCGUGUCAGCAAGAGCGUCACUUCCAAUAAACGUUUUAAUGAACAAGAGGAUGUUCUUGGCCCGGGAGACGGAUUCACCCUGAUCGUUUGGUUGAACAGGUGGAUAUUCUGGGUUCGUAAGAGGGGUAUUUAACAAAUACCGUUAUAUUGAACAAACUUCAUGCUGGUGAUAUUAAUAGGUUGUCUUAAUCUUUAAUUGUAAUUAUUGUCUUUAGAUUGACAUGCACUGAGUACAGAACUGUUUUAAGUUUUCAUGAAACGCUCGCCCUGAGUAGCCUAUUGUUGAUGCGACGCUGAGCAAACAGUCCAACAUCUUGUCUCGAAGUAAAAGCUUGGUUCCGUA